This is a messenger RNA of Vigna radiata var. radiata (mung bean), 994 nucleotides long. RefSeq names its product protein RADIALIS-like 3. NCBI's taxonomy places the organism in Eukaryota, Viridiplantae, Streptophyta, Magnoliopsida, Fabales, Fabaceae. Bases 620 to 994 code for a protein of 124 amino acids. The transcript has a single exon. The record is from RefSeq and is a predicted model, not a curated record. Gene Ontology annotation, molecular function: DNA-binding transcription factor activity.
UUCCUUUUCUUGCAAGGUAGAGUCUUGAAUUUUGAAAGGAAAAUAAAAUAAAAUAAAAAAGAUUGAUAGAUAGCCUGCAUGUUGCACUUAUAAAAUAUAAAAUAUAAAACAAUAUCACAAAGCUUGUAGAUUUCAAAAUGACAUGUGGUGUAGCUCAACAAGACAACGAUUGCUAGAUAGUUGGUACAAUUAAUUGCUAGAUUUGGGUCCCUGUAAAAAAAAAAAUAAAGAUCCCAACUUGGGCAAGAAAUGGAUAACGAGGUGCUUUAUUUAAUACAUUGUUUAUAUUAUGCUUCCUGUUUCGGUGCCAUAGGAUCCACUUUUCAUUAUCACAAGUUUCUAUCAUAACUGCCCAAAACGUAGAUCUAACUUAUAAGAGGGACAAUAUUUCUAUAAUGCAAACACUUUUUUCUUUAUUUUGGGUUAAGAAAGAUCCUUUUAAGAUGACUCUGAGCAUCAAUUAAUGCGAUAUUGUUUUCUAUGUUUUAUAUUUAAUUCAAAGAAGUAAAAAAACUUUAUGUAAAAAACUGAAAAAAAAAAAGUAUAUGGCACGUCAUUACAAACAUCUAACUCCCCAGACAUCAUAAGGGGUGUCAGAUUUUGUCUAAGAACACAUACCAUGAAAUCACCUAAUGUGAAAGAAUUACUAGAGAAUCCUCAAUUUCUUCAAAGUGGCUUGAAGGGAUCUAGAGUGAGUGCGAUGGAAGAUUUUGCCAACAGCUUUUGCGGUUGGAGUUGGGAGGAGAACAAGUUGUUUGAGCUAGCUUUGGCAGUGGUAGAUGAGCAACACCCUGAACGGUGGGAAGUGGUUGCAGCCAUGGUUGGAGGAGAAAAAAGUGCAGGAGAUGUUCAAGAACAUUACGUCAUCCUUCUCCAGGAUUUACUCGUUAUAGAAUCUGGAAAACUGGACCAUAAACUUGGGGAAGUUAUGCCUGUUGUCUUAGUUGAGAGCAAGGAGUCCAUAUGCUUGUCCCACGACGAUUCAACCAUGUAA